Messenger RNA from Penicillium macrosclerotiorum, 1695 nucleotides. RefSeq lists its product as uncharacterized. Bases 1 to 1695 code for a protein of 564 amino acids. The record is from RefSeq and is a predicted model, not a curated record. The transcript is spliced from 2 exons. NCBI's taxonomy places the organism in Eukaryota, Fungi, Ascomycota, Eurotiomycetes, Eurotiales, Aspergillaceae.
AUGAUCAAAAUGAAGUACACCAUCCAAGCACUGGAGUCUCUCCGCCGGGAGACUGACACCCCAAUCAACUGGAGUCUAAAUGCCAAGAAUUACAAUCUAAUCCGCGCUAGCCAAGAGAGAAAGCAGACUCUCAGCGAGAUUCCUCAAAAUCAGUCGGGUGUCCGCACAGUUGAAAGAGUCUUGGCUCUUCGAUCAGCUGAGCCCCAACCUCCCCAGAUCUCUCUGGACAGAGAGCCUGAAUUGAAUGUUCAAACUCCAUCAAAAUCAGCUUCUAUCUCAAAUGAAAGUGGGUUUGCUCGCUUUUUGAAAGAUCAUGCUUCGCCAAAUACCCAGCGAGUGAAUGCGGGCGGUCGGAUCGUCCCCAUGACUCCCCCAGAUGAACCACUUUUGGCAAACCAGGAAGAUUUUGAAAAUGCGAUGCUUGAGCACCGGGUAGCGAUGGCAGGGUCUCUGUCCCUGGCCAUUCAACCACCCGGUCUCAGAAAUGUCGAUGCACAUGCGGGCAACACAUCUCCAACUCCGUUUGCAAGCAACCUACCACAAAGUACCACCCCUCCCACUCCUGCUGCAACUGCAGCCAUGGAUACUUGUAUAUCCGCUUUGAACCCUGAGGCACCUUCAUUCACCCCUGUCAACCAAGGAGUCGCCACUGCUGUGACGUCUUCAGAUGACAGAAUUGCAAAAUCAGUCUGGCCUCCUAUGAGGAAGUUGGAGGAAUUGCAACAAGCGGUGCUGGCAGUGGCCCCUUCUCAUUUGUUUAACCUGAUGGCAGGGUUACAGCACAUUGUUUAUUCACUUGAGCCACAUCCCCCACUCUGGCCAUCGAUCGUCGUCUUCUCUUCUGAUCAGAUGCCGGGAAUGGAUGAAUUCCAACUGACUGGCAUGUACUGGCAUCUGUUGCGUAAAAUAUUCUGCCUGUCAAACGGAAUGGUCUUGCCUCCUGAACCAGAAGAACACUGGCAAGACUUGAAUUGUCUGGUUUCGCUUUGUUACAAUCUUCGGGGUCUCGAUGAAAGAUUGUAUGACUAUCAGACUUUCUUCAUGAUCCACUGCCGAGAGUGGAUCAAAUAUCACCACAAGCUUGUUUCGUAUCUGCUGACAAGCGUGUACCGUCGCAUUGCCGCGGAAAAGAUCUCAAACCCUGCGGACGUGCGAUUGCGAAUUUACUUCAUUCGUGUGCGGAGCUAUACUGAUUCCGCGAUCCAAUGUCUUGAGCACAUGUUGAGAGAGAAAUACCAGCAACUGGCACCACUAGAAGGGGGAAAACGGGUUGCGCGUGGCAUUUUCUGGGCGUCAGUCAUCUAUGCGACACUGGCUGGCGAUGUUGCCCGAUCAGAAGAUUCCACGUUGAGUGAGGUGAAAAGCGACAGCGUAGACAACCGCAACAGUGGAUCUUGCCUCAGUGAUUCUCGGGCUGGUGAACAUGGAGCCAUCUUAGCGCCUGAGAGCAGCGACAGAGGUGUUGAGUCCGAUGUCCAAGAUUUUGUUGUGCCUGCAACAGAGAACCAGUGGACCUUGGAAGAGUUUGAGGGGUAUCUGGCACUCCAGAACCAGAGCCCUCUAGACACCUCAAGUCUCUCCAGUGAUGACGAGCUCGGCACCCUGCCGUCGCAGCCCAUGGGUCAAUCGCCCACCCAAGAGCGACAAUCUCAGAUCAUUGACGAGGAACUGAGGUAUAGAUCAGAGCUGAAUUGA